Abrus precatorius (Indian licorice) is the source of this 1689-nucleotide messenger RNA. Its product is annotated as protein NETWORKED 4A-like. Gene Ontology annotation, molecular function: actin binding. Bases 1 to 1689 code for a protein of 562 amino acids. Gene Ontology annotation, cellular component: vacuolar membrane. Lineage: Eukaryota; Viridiplantae; Streptophyta; Magnoliopsida; Fabales; Fabaceae. The record is from RefSeq and is a predicted model, not a curated record. The transcript is spliced from 4 exons.
AUGCAUUCAACGGUUCAUUCUAACAGGAAAAUUGAAGGGAUGGAAUCAAGAAAGACACAUUCAUGGUGGCAGGGCAAUCACAUCACUCCCAAGACUUCUAAAUGGCUUUCGGAAAAUGUUAAAGAAAUGGAACGCAAUGUGAGGCAAAUGCUGAAGCUGAUUGAAGAAGAUGGAGAUUCCUUUGCACAAAAGGCUGAGAUGUAUUAUAAGAAGAGGCCAGAGUUGAUUUCUCUGGUUGAAGAGUUUUACCGAGGUUAUAGAUCUUUAGCUGAACGUUAUGAUCAUGUUCAAUGUGAAUUGAUGAAGAACACACCUUGUGAUGUUCAAUCACAAGCUUCUGAUUAUGGUUCUGAGCCACCCUCUACUAUGCCUUCUCCUUCUCCUAGAAAGUUGGGGCGGCGAAUAUCGGCGAAUCGUGCAGCGGGCUUUGAAUUCUUUCUUGGAUCUGGUGUGAAUGCUUAUGAUUCAUUAACUUUGACAGAUUCUGAUGAUGAAUAUGAUGAUACUUCAUCUAUUAAUAGUUUUUCAGGUUUCUAUGGAAAUGGGAAUGAUCAAAAUAGUAUGAAUAGAAGGGUGUUGGAAUUGGAGAUUGAGUUACGUGAGCUGAAAGAAAAGCUUAGCAAUAUGCAGGAGGAGGAACGUGUUGUGGUGGAGGGUUCAAGAGGAACAAGUGUUGAGAAUAAUGGUCAAGAUUUUCGAGCCAAGGUUGAUGCAUAUGAACAAGAACUGAGGAAUGUGAAUGAAAAGUUGAGACUUUCAGAAGGGGAGAUUAGUAAGCUGAGGAUUGAGCUAGAAAGAUAUAGGUCAAUGGAAGCAGAUUUGAAGGGUGGUGUAGAAGUAUCUUCAAAUAAGGAUUUGAAGACACUUGGGAAGGAGCUAAGGGUGACCAAAGGAAAACUUGAAAAAUCAUGUGAAAGUGUUCAGCAAUUGCAGGAUCAGGUUGACAUGGCUCAUACGGACAUUGCUAAUUGGAAAUCAAAGUUCAACUCUGAGAAAAGAGAGAGGAGUAGAGUCCAAGAAAGGCUUGCAAGGUUGAGAACUAGUCUUGCAGAUAGAGAUCAUGAGGUAAGGGAUUUAAGGGCUGCACUAUCUGAUGCAGAACAAAAGAUCUUCUUUGAGAGAGCACAUAUGAAGGCUGAGAUGUCUAAGUUGGUUGGGGAACAGACUCAAUUGGAAGAGAAGAUCGAAGAAUGGGAAUGUCAAUGUCAUUCUUUAGAAGAGGAUAUUAGAAAAAAUGACUCUAAAGAAGUAGGGAUGGGAGAGACACUAAAGGGUGAAAUUGAACUUUUAAAGGCAUGCAUUGAGGACAGAAAGAAAAUUAUACAAGACCUCAAUGUAAGCAUUGAUGGUUUGCAGUUAGAGAGAGAUAAUCUCAAUGCACAAAUUGGUUCACUUAAGGAAGUGAUAAAUUCUAGAGAUAAUGAGAUUGAAGAGGCAUAUAAACAAGUAGCGGAACUAGAAUCAAGAACUAAGGAACUAGAUGAAGAGACUGAGAGGCAAAGGGUUAUGAUCUUAGAAGGAGCUGAAGAGAAACGUGAGGCCAUAAGGCAGCUAUGCUUCUCACUUGAGCAUUACCGAAAUGGGUACAAAAUGCUUAGACAAUUUGGAAGCUCUGUUGGACCUCCUCUUAUUGAGCUGAAGGCCCACAAACAGAAAAGAUUGAAGAUAUAUCCCCCCAUUUUGUGGUGA